CACUGUGUUAUUUUGUGCUGCUUGCCAUUACCGUUCACCCAACUUGCUAACCGGCGCUAGACGAGAUAUAAUGCGAAUUUCGAGUAAAUUAUGGCAUCGAAACCCGUGAAACCGCGUCCCAUUUCAGUUUUAACCACUUGUCGUGUGGUAGCAGCUUCAGAUUUCUAGUUCUUAAAUGGUGAAGUCAGAGUGCCGGACAAUGCUAGCCAGUUAGCCCGGGUCUAUUGCUAGCUGAGCUAAGGAAGUUAGCCAGUUAGCUAUAGGAGUAAGCCGCGUCAGCUUGCGGCUGAUAUCUUGUUUAGCGCAUUUCAGGACCUCUGUUAGCAGUUUAAGCGGUACCAUAACGAAAACAUGAACUUGUAGCAUCACCGGUGUCAAGUACAAAAGACUGAAACUUCUAUAAUCCGCUUUUAAAAUGAAGAGUCAACAGUGUUUGUUUUGAGCCGCUGGUUUUGUGCAAACGCUGCUCUUUUGAUUUGACAAAGGACCUGAGUUUCUGUCUUCAUUUCUACACCCCUUCACAUCUGGUGGUGGGGCAGCUUCUUUCAAUGGCCCCGCAGAAGCACAGCUCCUCAGGUGGAAGCCACCCGGUGGGGUUUGGUUCUGGAGCAAAAGCCAACGGGUCGUACCAGCCGUCCUCCUCUGCGACGGCUGCAGCCAAGAAGCCCAACAUGCAACUAAUUCAAGCCGACCACGAGUUGUUCCUGCAGGCCUUCGAGAAACCUACCCAAAUCUACAGGUUCCUCCGCACCAGGAACUUGAUCGCUCCCAUAUUCUUGCACAGGACACUCACCUAUAUGUCCCACAGAAACUCAAGGAAUAACAUCAAAAGGAAAAGCUCCAAGGUUGACAAUCUGUUGUUCAAAGUGGAAAAGAUGAGAGGCGAACAGGAGACUCACAGCUCGGCCUCUAAUCUUCAGCUCACCUUUACUGGCUUCUUUCAUAAAGAUGGGAAGCCAUCUCAGGACAGUGAGAAUGAGCAGAACUCUGUAUCUCUGGAGGUGCGGCUGGUCAAAGUCUGUCACAAGAAGAGAAAGGAUGUGAGCUGCCCCGUAAAGCAGGUCCCUACAGGGAAGAAGCAGGUUCCUCUGAACCCGGACACGAGCGCUGGAGUCCAGGCCAAGCCAGGCUCCUUCGCCUCCCUGCUGGUUCCCAGCAGCGAGUUUGAACCCAGCAAUUCUCACAUGGUCAAGUCUUACUCGCUGCUCUUCAGGGUAUCAAGGCCCGGACACCCCCGGACACAGAUCAACGGCCUGGCCAACGGAGAGAAUCACCACGACAGAGAUUUUACAGAGGAAGUGGUGAACAGGAAGAGGAGGAGCUCCUCUCUCAGGGAGGAGGGAGAAACCACAUUUGUGGCCCAGAUGACGGUCUUUGAUAAAAACAGACGUCUGCAGUUGUUAGAUGGGGAGUAUGAGGUGUCUAUGCAAGAGAUGGAGGAGUGUCCUAUCAAUAAGAAGAGGGCAACAUGGGAGACCAUCCUGGACGGAAAGUGUUUGCCUCCAUUUGAGAGUUUCUCUCAGGGUCCCACCCUGCAGUUCACCCUGCGCUGGACCAGCAACUCCUCUGAUCGCUCCACCGCCCCCGUGGCUAAACCUCUGGCCACCCGCAACUCUGAGACCAACCAGGACACCAGACCCAGCACCCCGAGAGCCACACACACACUCGGUGAGCAAGAAAUUAGAUUUUUCAUGUGGCAAAAAAGGUUUGUUUGCUUUUUAAACGUGAGUGAUGGUGUAUUUCUCCUCUGUGCUGCAGCUGUUAAAGAAUCCAUAAAUGCUGACGUGCAAACCAGAAGAGAACAAAUAUCAGCUGAUCUGCGACAGAAACUACGCAUCUUCUACCAGUUCCAGUACAACCACAACACGCGGCAGCAGACGGAGGCCAGAGACGACCUCCACUGUCCCUGGUGUACCCUCAACUGCAGGAAGCUCUACAGUCUGAUUAAACACCUCAAACUGUCUCACUCCCGCUUCAUCUUCAACUACGUGCCCCAUCCUAAAGGAGCGAAGAUCGAGGUCUCCAUCAACGAGAGUUAUGAUGGUUCAUAUGCAGGAAACCCUCAGGACAUCCACAACCAGCCGGGCUUCGCUUUCAGCAGGAACGGCCCGGUUAAGAGGACCUCUGUCACCCACAUUCUCACCUGCAGACCCAAGAGGACGAAGGCGAGUCUGUCCGAGUUUCUGGAGUCGGAGGACGGCGAUCGGGAGCAGCAGAGGACGCUCAUCAGCGGACACAACCGCCUCUACUUCCACAGCGACAGCUGCGUGCCGCUACGGCCUCAGGAGAUGGAAGCGGACAGCGAGGACGAGAGGGACCCCGACUGGCUCAAAGAGAAUACCGUCAAGCAAAUCGAGGAGUUCACCGACGUCAACGAGGGGGAGAAGGAGAUCAUGAAGCUGUGGAACCUCCACGUCAUGAAGCAUGGCUUUAUAGCGGACAAUCAGAUGAACAAGGCCUGCCUGCUGUUUGCCGAAAACCACGCCGCCCACAUCGUCAAACACAAGCUGUAUCGCAACUUCCUGCUGCACCUGAUCAGCAUGCACGACUUCAACCUGGUCAGCACGCUGACCAUCGACCAGGCCAUGGCCCGGAUCCGCUUCAUCAAGAGCCAGGCCGCACAGAGAGGCAAGGACGAUGAGGAGGAGGAGGAGGAGGAAGAAGAAGAGGACUGGGAGACGGCUGUGGAGUCCCAACCAGAGCUGGAUCCAGAUCCCGAUCUUGAUCCAUCUGAGUAUAAACCCUGUAGUGAUGAGACUAGUAACGGCUGCCUGGAGAAUGGAAACCAGCUGCAGGAGGAGGAGGAGGAGGCGGGUGGAGGAACUGUGACGGAGAGGUCGACCACCAAGCAGAAACUCUCCGGUUCUGUUAUAAACUGACUGCUCAAUCGGAGAAUCACAAAGAUAGUUUUUUCAUUUACAUCAGGUAGACCCUUCAGAGGGGUUUAUCAUUUCAUUACUUGGGGAAGGUGAGGAGUUUCGGAAAACGUGAAGCUAAGAAUCACCAUUAUUUUCUUGUGUCCUCACAGAAACCGUAGAUGUAACAACCGGGUUUUAGUUCAUAAUCAAUUUCCUGGCCUGUGAGGAGCCACGGCGGCCGCAUCCUUUUCCUUUUUAAUAACCAGCCCACAAAGUUUAUUAACGACGGAACAAGCACAAGACACAUUCACCCUUUAGUUUGCAUUUGUAGGGACCCAUUUUGUAGAGUUAAAAGAUAAAGCUGGCGAUAUUCUGUAUUUUACUUAUUGUCAAAAAAAUCCCCAUUAAGAUCAAAACUAAUCAUGUCUCUUACUUACCAAAUCUUUAAAAAAAAAACAACUAGAAAGGCUCAGGAAUUUCCUGAAACAGCUGCUCACUGUAGUUUUUAUAACCAAACAGGAGGAAAUUGGGCAUUUGUUGGGGUCUAUUUUCAGCGGCGGAUGAAUCCACAUGCAGCGCUCUAAUGAGUAUUUGGGACUGAGUCAGAUUAAACUGAAGUGUUUAAGCUCUACGGCUCAGAGGAAGAAGAGACAUCAGGCUGUGAGAAACACAGGACUUGUUUGUAGAUAACAGUGUUGUUUUUGGUCUUUUCAUGGGAUUUGAUGACAACUCUAUGUAGAAUAUGACCAGACUUUCUCCUUUUUGGACAAGCGUUUUGCAAAAAAAAGUUUGAUAUCUGCUUUUACAUCUUUCUGCAGCUGUUUUGACAGACUCUUCUGACAUCAGCCCAACAUGUUACUCGGUGUUUGUUCACCCACGCAAUUGUAUUCUCUGGUGCUCUCUUAUAUUCAUCUACGUUUUCAAACCUGCCUCUGCUCGCCCUCAUAUGUUCGAUCCGUGUUGUGCUCGCUCCAUCGUUCAGGAAACAAACCUCAGAUGGGAUCGUGUCUUUCGUCUUCCUCCGUGUGAAGCACCAAUCAGUGUGACCCUGCAGCCGCACUCCGCUCCACCAAAGGUUUUACUGAGUUUAACGGUUAAUGGUCUCAGAUGUCUAUCAGGUCUCGGAUCGAGUGUCUAGUUGCCAGGUGAUCAGGACUUUUACUGGUUGUCCGCGUGUAUAAUCGGGUCUCUAAGACUCUGAUCAGGUCUUUCUACAACCUCUGUACCUGUACAGAACCUCAACAGCUCUGCUGCGGCACACACUCUUAUCUUAUCCAUCUGAUCAACAGUAUAUAUAUAUAUAUUGAUAUUUAUUAUAUUGUUCACUUUUUUUAAGGACUUGAGUUGAAUACAAACCCACUCGCACAGCUGUGAUCAGAUGUUAUGCAUAUCACAGUACUACAUUCCUGUUUGAGGGCUCAGACUGAGUUUCUAACACUGUUGAAACACAGAGAAAUCAAAUGUAUUCACUAAAACUCAGAACUAGGACACUUCCAGUGCAGUUUCUGCUGCCGGUGCUAUAUCUUUUUACUCCUCAGAAACACAUUUGGAAGCGUCUCGGCUCCUUUUUACACUUACAGCGAUUUCUACUGCCAGCAUUCAGACGCCAAGAUGCAUUACGGACUUGUUUUCCUCCAGGACAACAAAACUGUGUCGCAUUUGAUGCGCCGCCUCCUCAGAAAAACACAAUUCAAGGCCCAAUGCGGUGCGAAGGGAUGCUGAAUUGCAAAGUUUGGACGCAACACGAGCAUGUCCUUUUGUGAAGUCGGUCUUUGUGCGUUAGUCGCUCCUUUCGUUUUGUCUCUGUGAGGGUGAAGUCGAGAAGCGUAGAUGGUCGAAUUCCUGGAGAAGAUGCAGGUUGAGUCCUCACGAAGCCACGCUCGUGCCGAAGCGGUUAUUCGACUUGUCUAAACCGACUGUUUUUCCAGGUGCUGGUUCCAGUUUCUGUAACGUGAGAAAUUAAUGCUUUUUUUUCAAAUCACGUCAGAAUACUUUUAGGAGUUUUGGACCUUUGGUUACACACAAGUGCGACGGGAACUGCCGAUCUGCAUUUUGCUUUAAUUUAUCGUCUAUAUGAUUAGUUGACAAAAUAAUUCAUUAAAAUGAAAAGUUGCUGCCCACCUUCAGAGGAGGCAGAGCUGGAAACAGGUGAAAGUCAUCAACAUGAACUGAAACUGAGCAAUUUCUCCUCUAUUUUAUUAAUUUCUCUGCUGUUUUUUGGUUUAUUUUCCCUCCUGUUGCAGCCCCUGCCGUUAUGUACAUAAGACUCUGUAAUAAAUUAGCUUUGGAAUGUGGAUUUGUGGAAACCUGAACACCACCCGGGAAGUUUUGUCAUUUUAAUUUGCAGACCAUAGGGGAUGGAUUUGCUCUUGUUUAUUGUCUCCUUUGAAAAUGCUUUAUGUAAAAAAAAAACAAAAAAAAAACACAAAAAACAAAGACUCAGGCUGAAUCUCUGAUCUCGCCAUCUGACCCGCUGUCACUACCUGUAAGCGAUCUCAAGUCUCAGUGAGACAAAAAAGCACAAUGUCCAGAUGCUACCAACCAUUGAUGCACCAACGCAGGAACUGAUGCAGAGAUAUUUUGAGGUUUGAUGGGAUUUAUUUGUAACUUCUCAUGUUGUGAUCUUUUAAAAAGCUUUACAUCAGUCAGAAGUGUGAUGGUGACUAAUCCAGCGGGCUGUGGACGUGACAGCUCUGAGCGACUUUCUGUUUCUGACGGAGCCCGCUGUUGGUUUAGUUUGUUUUUUUUUGUUUCAUUCACACGAGACCAGCAGCGUUUUGCACAAGAUGGGAGGAGCCAUGUCAAGAAAAACUUUUCUUCAACAGUUUCUGUAAACCAGCUUGACAUUGUGAACUUUUAAGUUGAGUCAGAGUGUUUUUCUAUUAAAAGAACAAAUUUGUACUAUUGUU
Micropterus salmoides (largemouth bass) is the source of this 5767-nucleotide messenger RNA. Its product is annotated as polycomb protein suz12-B-like. Gene Ontology annotation, cellular component: ESC/E(Z) complex; nucleus. Gene Ontology annotation, molecular function: chromatin DNA binding. NCBI's taxonomy places the organism in Eukaryota, Metazoa, Chordata, Actinopteri, Centrarchiformes, Centrarchidae. The record is from RefSeq and is a predicted model, not a curated record. Bases 549 to 2879 code for a protein of 776 amino acids. The transcript is spliced from 15 exons.